Molecule: messenger RNA, 1203 nt
Organism: Fulmarus glacialis (Northern fulmar)
Lineage: Eukaryota; Metazoa; Chordata; Aves; Procellariiformes; Procellariidae
Gene: DEUP1
Product: coiled-coil domain containing 67
Exons: 8
Biological process (GO): centriole replication; de novo centriole assembly involved in multi-ciliated epithelial cell differentiation
Cellular component (GO): deuterosome; centriole
Source: RefSeq, a predicted model, not a curated record
UUUUCAAAGUUGACACAUAGUUAUGAAAAGCUACAGUCACAUCAGCUAAAACAAAAAAAGGUUGAAAGUAGAGAAGAAUGUGAGGAAAGCCUAGAGACACCAUCUGAAUUGAGUAAUUUAUACAAGAAACUGGAGGAAUUUAAGGCAAAAUCAAGAGAAUGGGAUAAGAAGGGGAAAAUCUGCCAAAAUUAUCUCAUUUAUUUAGAUGCUCAACAAAAAUUAUUGUCCGAGAAAUGUAAUUUAUUUCAGAAGCAGACCCAGAAUUAUCAAUUCCAAAUAAGCAAUAAGAAACAAAACCAAGAAGAGGUAAUUACCUAUGGCCAGCCCGAAAGUGAAAAGGAUGAGCUGAUUAUUGAAAAGCUAAAGGCAACUGUGAAUGAAAUAGCAAUAAACAAGAAUAAACUAGAAGAGGAAAAUCUGAAACUCCGGGAGGAUCUAAAAAUGUACCAAAACCAGUGCCAGAACUUGGAGGCAGGCUUUUCAGAAAUGAGAAAUGAGCUGCAGUCACGGGAUGCUCUCUGGAGAAGGAUACAACUGGAAUGCCAACAGUUGCAUACAGAAUUAUUGAAAAUCAGAGAGUAUAAAGAUAUGCAGGAAAUUCAAAUAAAGCAUCAAUCAUCUUGUGUACAACUUACUGAGCAACUAGAAAAUAAAAACGCUGAGUUAUUACUAUUGGCACAAAGUCAAGAACACCAACGAGAAGAGCUAAACAAGAUAAGAAACCAUCUUUAUCGAGAGGAGCAGUCCCAUUGCUCUGAGCAGGAAAGAAUGAAGACAGAAAUCUCUGACCUGACAGAAGAGCUUCAUCAGAAGGAGAUCACUAUAGCAACUAUCAUGAAGAAAGCUAGUCUUCUGGAAAGACAGUUAAAAAUGGAGUUAGAGAUAAAAGACAAAUUGUUAGCAAAACAACAGUUGUUGGAUUUCCGAUACAAAGUUAUCAAAUCUGAAAACACACAUCUAAAAGAGAUGGUGGAAAACCAGGAGUGUAAAAGUUGCACGAGUAUAGAUUUAUCUAACAAAGAACAUGGAAAUUUCACAGCUUCUAUUCACAAACUGGAGCAUGAGAAUGUAAGAUUACAAAAUAGUCAUGUUAAACUACAAAAUGACACAGAAACAUCGGUACUGGGUUGCAUGGGUACAUAUGGAGAAACAGAGCACAGCUACCAAACCCAUUCAAAGAUGCAAGAAAACGAAGAGAGGUAA